Messenger RNA from Bactrocera neohumeralis, 3692 nucleotides. RefSeq lists its product as uncharacterized. Bases 313 to 1305 code for a protein of 330 amino acids. The transcript has 3 exons. Lineage: Eukaryota; Metazoa; Arthropoda; Insecta; Diptera; Tephritidae. The record is from RefSeq and is a predicted model, not a curated record.
AAAUAGUAUAGUUAAAAUAUUUGUGUAAGAGAAGUAAACUGCAUAAAUUAACUAAUUUAAUAAGUUAAAGUAGUACAGCGUUGGUCUACUAAGGUAUUGGUAGGAAGAAACCUUUAAUUGUCGAUUUUCUGUUUUUAGGUUAGUAGACCGGGAUUUGCAAUGUACUUAAACAUAUUAUCCCAAUUCAAUUUGUGUACAUAACAACAAUAAACCUUUCUGUUUUCAGAUAAAUCGAAUUGUGUGUUAUUCUCCAGUACCAUCUCACAUAUUAUAAAUCGACAAUUGUCAGAGUGGAUUCGAUAUUAGUAGAUCAUGGAGAAAUUACAAUUUGAGGUUGGGUUGGCUGCAGAUGAAGAUCCAAAGAAUAACAUAAUGAUUAUAAAGUCGAUUACCAAAGAGGACGGAAUAACGUACCUCGUACCACCAGGUUUUCAAGCAGUAAAACACAACCCUCAAUUGAUAAAGUUACCAGAAGAUAAAAAGACAUUACAGAGAAGCGGUAAUAAUAGAAAAGUGUGGGUGUCCAUGCCAAGUGAUAUUUUAACACUGUACAAAGAUGAUGUUGGAAAUAUGAUGUUUAAUGAUUAUUUAUUACAAGAAAUGACUCAAGUCACAAGCCGAUCUAUUACAGAUGGAAAAUUAUUGGAAAUCUUAGAGAAACUAAGUGAUAAAUCCAAGGUACACGAAGAAAAACAUAACAGUUUGAACAAAUUAAAUGAAAAAUUUUUUUUAAAGAAGUUUGAAAACAAGAACACUAAUGCUAAACAAUGGUUGCAAAGUUUUGAAAGUGAAUGUGCAAGAUUUGAUUUAAAUAGAGAUACAGAGAGAAUAACCGCUUUGAGAUUAUUCUUGAAUGACUCAGAAAAUGAUUGGUAUGAGUCCAUGUUAAUUAAACAUGGCUUAAACACCCUAUGGAAAAUAUGGCAAGUGAGUUUUCUUAAAACAUUCGCGGAUAAGAGUUGGUCUUCUGUAAUGUAUGCACUGAAUUUCAAACAUUUAAAUGGCUCACUGCUGCAAUAUGCAUUGAAAAAGCAGAGAUUGCUACUAGAAUAUAAUAGUGAUAUAGAUAUGAGAACUCUGGUUGACUUGAUUGUCGCAGGAUUGCCAACUUAUAUUACAAAUAAACUAGAUCGUCAAGAGAUGACAGAUCCAACUCUUCUAUUUAGUGCCCUACGAAUGUAUGAAAAUCUUAAUAAAAAUAUACCAAAACAUUUUACCGAGACAAAGCGCUUCACUAAACCAGAAAUGGAAAAUAAAAAAAGAACACCUUGUCAAAUAUGUUAUCAAGAUGGGAAAGAAAAAUAGAUUUCAUCCUGGGUACAUGUGCUGGUAAAAGGAAGACAAAAAUGACAGCGUAAAACACUGCAAAAACUUGAUGUUGGGGAUUGAUCAAUUUCAGGAUACAAAAAACUAAAUAUUCCCCCACUAAUAGAAGUUGAGGUUAUACUGAAUAAUACACUAAAAUGCACAGGUAUCUAUGAUCCUGAUUCAAAUAUAACCUUAAUAAAUUCGAAGUUAAUAAAAGUAACAAAUUGUAAGGAAAAUUAUUUUGAAAAUAAAUUUAAUACGAUUGGUGGUGGGGGAAAAACAACAGGUUAUUCACCUCAGUACCUGUUAAAUGGAGAACCAACUGAUGUAUUACCAGUGGACCUAAAAAUAAAACAAGUGGAACCCGGAGAACUGGAAAAAGACAGACAUACAGCAUUUCUCAGAUCAAAAAAAUCACAUGAACUAAACAAGGCCAGAUUUGACAGAAAUAGAAUAGAUUACAAGUUCCAAAAAGGCUAUAUGGUAACAUAUAUAAUGGACUAUUAUAAAUAUUAUAUAUGGAUGAAAUUAGAAUAGGUCCUUUUGAGAUUGAAAAAAUGAUAUCAGAUUCACUCUGCAAAAUUAACACUGGAAAGAAUAAAAAGUCCUUGGGAUUGUACCAUGUGACAAAGCUCAUUCCUCAGUGUGAUAACUGAAAUUAACUCCAGUUAAUUUUCAAUUUUGAAGUGGGGGAGAUGUAAGCUUUUUAUGUUGUGAACGCAGCCUUACAAUAGAUUGAAUGAACACUACCCUUACAAAUAUGGCAUGAUAUUUGACAGACGGCACUACUGACCAGAGAUAAAAUCUGAAAAUCGUGCUCAGGAGCGUUCAUUGUAUAGAAAAUAUAUUUGAGUUUAAUAAACAUUUUGAAUUUUUUUGUUUCAGCUACUCAUUCGACUGGAAUCAUGCCAGUAGUUGAGGCACUUUUUUUUUCGGCACUUCCGCAGACAGCACAUAACUCCGUUAUUUUUCAAUAUUUUUGUAAAAAAAAAAAAAUUUUAAAUAUAGCUAAAAAUAUACUUUAUUACGUCCAUAGAACGUCGAAACAUUCAAUCUUUCUUUUAAAACAAAUUCACGAAAAUCGCCUAAUUUUUCAUGUGUCACACGGGUAUAGCCCCUUAAGUAGCGAAUCUGUAUUGUGUGGUUUGUCUAUGAAGAAAAAACCAUAAAAGCUAUUAAGAUUAGAAAUAUUUUUGUUUGUUUAUAAUGAAUUGCGCACUUCACGUUGCUAAACGAAAUCUAGAUUCAUUUGCAUUCCAGCCGCCCGCGCGAUUUACAUUCUACUGAGCACAAACGGUAUAUUCAUACUACCCUGCUAGCACGCAUAAGUGAUUGUAAAUUGUUUAUUUAUUGUUAAAAAACAUGGCAGCAGGUUAAUUGGUUGCAGAAUAUAAAUUUUGAUAAGCUGAUAAAGUCUCUAAGACUUUAACUGACAAUUUAUUGCCUAUUUUCUACAAUUAACGAUCAUAUUAAUGUACGUACAUAUAUUUAGAUCGUAAAUAUGCCACGAAAGUGUUUGAACAACCCGGACAAUUUUUGUUAUGUGUGUGGAGAAUUAACUUUUACAUCUCAGCGUCGAAAUUUCACAUCACUAAUUGAACAGUGCUAUUUAGACUAUUUUGGUUUUCCUGUGAGGAAUCAAGACAAAUCCUGGGUUCCUAGACAUUUGUCAUUUGCUAUAUUAAUGAUUUGGACGGAACCAAAGGAUCAUGUAAGUGAUUGUUAUUUUUGUUUGACUCAAACAAAAGGUAUUACUACCAAAUCCAAACACACCAUCCAGUAUCCAAACUUGUCUUUUGCCAAGAGACCCAUCCUACAUAGUGCCGAACUGCCUGUGCCGAUGCCUCCAAAUCGAUCAAAAAGUGAGAAUUCUAGUCCAAAAGAUGGAGAUGGAUUUUUAUAUCUAAAAGAGAAAUUCCCUAAACUCAGCGAGGCGAAAAUCAAAGAGGGAAUAUUUGUAGGCCCACAAAUAGGGGUAUUGAUGAAGGGAUAAGGGCUUUGAAGAAAAACUGAAUGAUUAGGAAAAACUCGCCUGGAAAUGUUUUGCGAAUGUUGUUCAAAAUUUUCUAGCUUUGGGGUGUAAUAUGUCCUUGAAAAUACAUAUGUUGGACUCUCAUCUGGAUUUCUUUACGGCAAAAUUUGGGUGCUCUGAGUGACGAACAAGGUGAGAGGUUCCAUCAAGACAUUUCCUUAAUGGAGAAGCGUUAUCAAGGGAAAUGGAGUCCAGGAAUGCUAGCAGACUAUUGUUGGAGACUUAAAAGGGACCUACCGGCCAAAUAUUUAAGAAAAUCAUAAGUAUCUAUUAGAUAUUAGGAAAUAAUUCUGUAAGUGUGGCUGAAUUUUGUACUUUUCACGAAAAUAUAUAUUUUGAUGUCACAAGAAAA